This is a messenger RNA of Lampris incognitus (smalleye Pacific opah), 1122 nucleotides long. It is a transcript of the gene nkx3-2, whose product is annotated as NK3 homeobox 2. Gene Ontology annotation, molecular function: RNA polymerase II cis-regulatory region sequence-specific DNA binding; DNA-binding transcription factor activity, RNA polymerase II-specific. The record is from RefSeq and is a predicted model, not a curated record. Gene Ontology annotation, biological process: cell differentiation; regulation of transcription by RNA polymerase II. Bases 220 to 1053 code for a protein of 277 amino acids. Lineage: Eukaryota; Metazoa; Chordata; Actinopteri; Lampriformes; Lampridae. The transcript has 2 exons. Gene Ontology annotation, cellular component: nucleus.
UGGCAGAGCUAUGCAGAGGAGAAGAAGCAUCGUUUCUCGGGAUAUGCGAGAAAAUUCCAUCGCUCCUCCGGCGGGAAUGCAAUUAAAGACCAACACCGGAGGAGAAACAACGGCAAUCGCAGCGUUUGGCGGGAAAUGAAAUGUGGAUGAAGUGACGCCGCUCCACAUCCCGGCUAGUUAAUCUUAUUCACUUGAAGACGAACAACUUCGCUUUUGAAAAUGGCCGUUCGCGGCAACGCGUUGAUGCCAUUCUCAAUUCAAGCAAUUCUGAACAAAAAAGAGGAGAGCAGACACUUGUCAGACUUGGAUAUGUGCUUUUCCAAAACCGCGUGUUGGAAAAUAUUCGGAAAAGUGAAUAACGCCUCGGCGGACUUUCCCGCGGCUUGCAGAAGCGACGGGGGGACGCGGGAGUCCGGCGACCCGAAAAGCUACGACUCGGACUCGGGUCUCAGCGAGGACAAUGACAGCAAGACGCUGGCCGUUUGCAAGUCAGAGAAAGACGGAGACCCUGCCUCAGACGUGCUGGAGGAGAGUCUGCAGGAGGAAACAGACCACGAAUCUGGAGCUGUAGAGAAUCACGCAAAGGGGCUCAGCGACUGCGAACCCACCGUUUCGGACUCCAACCACGCGGACGAGGCGAGCUGUGAGAAAGGUUCCGACCAGCCCAAACAGAGGAAGAAACGGUCGCGGGCCGCCUUCUCCCACGCACAGGUCUUCGAGCUCGAACGGCGCUUCAACCACCAGCGGUACCUGUCCGGGCCCGAGAGGGCGGACCUGGCGGCGUCGCUGAAGCUGACAGAGACCCAGGUCAAGAUAUGGUUUCAGAACCGCCGGUACAAAACGAAACGUCGUCAGAUGGCGGCCGACCUGAUGGCGUCGGCACCGACAGCCAAGAAAGUGGCGGUGAAGGUUUUGGUCCGCGAUGACCAGAGACAGUACAACCCCGGGGAGCUGCUGCGGCCCCCGCUGCUCUCCCUCCAGCCCUCCUACUAUUAUCCUUACGCCUACUGCCUUCCGGCGUGGACGCUCUCCGCCUGCGCUGGGAACCAAUGACAGUCUCGUGGUCCUCGUGUAUUUAUUUGUGUUUUCCAGGAAAUCAAAGCAAUUCCUCUGUAUGAGUCA